GCGCUGGGUAGUGUGCGUCCGGAUAUCAUGGGCAGCGGAACUAAGCUCCCAGUGUGGAUCUGUAUGGUCUGGCUGAUCGCGGGUCUGGCGUCUGGAGACGAGGAAGUGCUUCGAUGCUACGAGUGCAACAACACGGACACAUCGUGCGGCUCUCCAGGAAAUUCCCUAGGAAACGUGCGAGAAUGUCCCAACUCAACGAUGUGCUCGACCAUUGUGAUGACCCAUUCCUUGGGACAGGGAAAGGAGUGGACCAGGACGAAGAGAGGCUGCAGCGAACAGGUUGUAAUCUACCAAGUUUAUGUCAACAAGGAUUGGGUCAAGAAGUAUAGAAUAAAUGAAUUGAAGGAGGGUUGUACGAAGGCGGAUAGAUCAGUACAGUGCAAUUGCCAUGGAUCCCUGUGCAAUUCCGGGAUUCGAGGACUCAGCAAAUCCCCAACGCUGCUGAUCUUAUUGGCCAUCGUCUGUACGAAAGUCAUUCUUCCCGUCUAGUCGACGACACUUUUCGGGGUGUGUUCCCAGUUGCCGCAACAACUUAAUGCUUCCUGGAACUCUCUAGGCCGUAAAAAUAGUUUUAAGCAGAUUAAUGAUUUAUGUGCGACACUUUUCAAAGGUGAAACCUUGUCAAUAAAGUCACUGAUACCAAGCAAA
Messenger RNA from Drosophila takahashii, 648 nucleotides. RefSeq lists its product as uncharacterized. The record is from RefSeq and is a predicted model, not a curated record. NCBI's taxonomy places the organism in Eukaryota, Metazoa, Arthropoda, Insecta, Diptera, Drosophilidae. Gene Ontology annotation, biological process: regulation of synaptic transmission, cholinergic; sleep; positive regulation of voltage-gated potassium channel activity.